Messenger RNA from Chrysochloris asiatica (Cape golden mole), 1914 nucleotides. It is a transcript of the gene BAG4, whose product is annotated as BCL2-associated athanogene 4. Gene Ontology annotation, biological process: protein stabilization. The coding region runs from base 50 to 1417 and encodes 455 amino acids. Gene Ontology annotation, molecular function: protein-folding chaperone binding; adenyl-nucleotide exchange factor activity. The record is from RefSeq and is a predicted model, not a curated record. Gene Ontology annotation, cellular component: membrane; nucleus; cytosol. The transcript is spliced from 5 exons. Lineage: Eukaryota; Metazoa; Chordata; Mammalia; Afrosoricida; Chrysochloridae.
GGCCGGCCGUGGGCGGGGGGGCGGGAAGCACUUCGGGGCAGUGGAGCCGAUGUCCGCCCUGAGGCGCUCGGGCUACGGCCCUAGUGAAGGUCCGCCUUAUGGCCGCUACUACGGGCCUGGGGGUGGAGAUGUGCCGGUGCACCCACCUCCGCCCUUAUAUUCUCCACGCUCUGAACCUCCCCAGCCUCCCGUUCCCUGGCGGGUGCGCGGGGGCGGCCCGACUGAGCCCACCUGGCAGGUAGAAGGCGGAGGAGGCGACAGCUACUAUCCUUCUGGGGGCGCCUGGCCGGAGCCGGGUAGGACUGCUGGAAGCCACCAGGAGCAGCCACCUUAUCCUAACUACAAUUCUAACUAUUGGAAUUCUCCUGUUCGAACUAGAACUCCUUACCCAAGUACAUAUCCUGUAAGACAGGAAUUACAAGGCCAGAGUUUAAAUUAUACAAAUGGAGCAUAUGGUCCACCAUACCCCCCUGGCCCUGGGGCAAAUACUGCCUCAUACUCUGGGACUUAUUAUGCACCUGGAUAUACUCAGACCAAUUAUUCCACAGACGUUCCCAACACUUAUCGUUCACCUGGCAACAGCCCAACCCCAGUCUCUCAUUGGAUGUAUCCCCAGCAAGACUGUCAGACUGAAGUGCCCCCUCUUAGGGGGCAGGUUCCAGGAUAUCCGUCUUCACAGAACCCAGGAGUGACCCUGCCCCAUUAUUCUUAUGGGGAUGGUAAUCGUAGCAUUCCACAGUCAGGACCUAGUGUACGACCACAAGAGGAUGCGUGGGCUUCUCCUGGUGCUUAUGCAAUGGGAACCCGCUACCCCUGGCCUACUGGUACACCGUCAGCACCACCUGGGAAUCUUUACAUGACUGAAAGUGCUUCAUCAUGGCCUAAUAGUGGCUCUCCUCAAACACCUCUGUCACCACCACCCCACCAGUCCAAGGAUUCUUCAUACCCCUAUAGCCAAUCAGAUCAAGGCAUGAAUCGGCACAACUUUCCUUGCAGUGUCCAUCAGUAUGACUCUUCGGGGACCAUGAACAAUAAUUCAGAUCUUUUGGAUUCCCAAGUCCAGUAUAGUGCUGAGCCUCAGCUGUAUGAUAAUGCCACCAAUGAAAAUCCUAGCCAUCAAGAUCAAAGUACUAAUCAUCCUGAAGAGUGUUUAUCUUCAGAUGAAGGCACUCCUCCAAGUAUUAAAAAAAUCAUAAAUGUGCUGGAGAAGGUCCAGUAUCUUGAACAAGAAGUAGAAGAGUUUGUAGGAAAAAAGACAGACAAAGCUUACUGGCUUCUGGAAGAAAUGCUAACCAAGGAACUUUUGGAACUGGAUUCAGUUGAAACCGGAGGCCAAGACUCUGUCCGGCAGGCCAGGAAAGAGGCUGUUUGUAAAAUCCAGGCCAUACUGGAAAAAUUGGAAAAAAAAGGAUUAUGAAAGGGUUUAGAACAAAGCAGAAGCCUGUUACUAACUUGACCAAAGAACUUUUAAUUUUGGUUAAUUACACUCUUUUUGAAAUGGUUGUUGAUGACUGGAAGCAAUACAUUCCAACUUUCCUUUGAUUUCGAACUUCACAAUCUGGCAAAGGACUUGGAAGAACAUUGUAGUAAGAAUGUUUUCAGACCAAUGAAAGUGAUAGGAAAAUGUGGAGUUACCAAUAUUGCCAAGUACAUUCAUUCCUUUCCUAAGAAAUUUAUGGGUAUUUCCAAGCUGCUUAUCACCAGGAAAAAAAAUAACACUUUAUGUAACAGGCUUAUCAGAAACCUACCAGAUGAGACUGGAUAUAAUCUGAGACAAACAGGCUCUGUCAAAUUUUUGUACAUUGUGACUGCUUACGAAGUACACUUCAUGUGUAAAUUACAGCUUGGACUUUAGCCUUCUCGGGUCUCUGUUUUGUGUGUUAUUUGCAGUUCAUAAAUAUAGUAUUACUCUCU